ACCACCUCUCCUCCUCAUAAAAGAAAUAACAUAAGAAGAAAAAAAAACACAACACGCAACAACUGGAAAGAAAAAGAGAGAUAGAAGUCAUGGCAACCAACGUUAACGACGAAGAAUACGACAGAGUGAAAGAAGUAAAGCAGUUUGACGAAUCAAAGAUCGGAGUUAAAGGCCUUGUCGACUCCGGCAUAACCACCAUCCCUCGUUUCUUCGUUCACCCACCCGAUGUUCUGUCCCAACUCAAACCCGGAUCCAAAACCCGACCCGACCUCGUCAUCCCCACAAUCGACCUCUCUGGCGUUGACUCUCACCACAACCGCUCCCUUAUCGUUGACCAAAUCAGACAAGCCUGUUCAAGUUUCGGGUUCUUCCAGAUUAUCAAUCAUGGUGUACCCCUGGGAGUUCUGGACCGUACGAUUGAAUCAAUCAAAGGGUUCCACGAGGAACCAACGGAGACUAAGGCGCGGUUCUAUACUAGAGGGCCAGGAACAGGCGUAUCUUACAUUUCUAACGUGGAUUUGUACAACUCCAAAGCUGCAAGUUGGAGGGACACCCUUUAUCUUAGAAUGGGUCCCAAGAUGGCAGAUCAUGAUCAAAUCCCUGAGAUAUGUAGAAAUGAGGUGAUUGAGUGGGACCGAGAGAUCAAACGGCUAGGAGAGGUUUUAUCAGGGCUGAUGUGUGAAGGGCUUGGAGUAGAGACAUGGAGGUUGAAGGAAAUGACAUGUUUGGAAGGUAGAACAAUGGUGGGUCACUACUACCCCAAGUGCCCACAACCUGAUCUGACGGUUGGGGCUGUAUAUCAUACGGAUGCAGAUGUUUUCACUGUGUUGCAGCAGGACAAUGUUGGUGGGUUGCAGGUUAAGUAUGGUGAGGAUUGGGUGGAUGUUAAACCCGUUCCUGGAGCUCUUAUUAUAAACGUUGGAGAUUUGCUUCAGAUCAUAUCCAAUGAAGUAUACAAAAGUGCAGAGCAUAGAGUCUUGGCCAACUCUUCCCAUGAACCACGAGUCUCAAUUGCAGUUUUCUUUAAUGUAGGCAAUAGGGAUGACCUGUGUGGGCCGCUGCCAGAGCUAAUAUCAUCAGAGAAACCAGCUCUCUAUAGGCAGUUCACCGUGACAGACUUCAUGACAAGGUUCUUCAAAACAGAGGUGGAUGGCAAAUCUUUAUCAAAUUACUAUAAGCUGUAAACAUAGACAGCGAACAAUAUGAACGUCAAUGCCGUGUAAAGAUGCGUAUGAGCUCUUUAUGGUAAAUUUAAUGUUAAUUAAAAACUCAUUGUUUACAAGCCAAUAAAUAAAGUCACUCUGCUGAGGAACAUGUCUGGACUUCAAUCAUUCCUGAUUGGAUUGAAGAUAUGGCUAGAUUUGAAGGAACAAGUUAAACGAAGUCUAGGUUUGUGGUCUAGAUUGUUGCUGUGUACCUCCUUUUGCUAUGCUCUGUUUUGUAGCUUGUGCUCUGUUUCUGUGUAACUUCAUUUGGCUGGUUUGAAUGAAAGUUUCAGUUUGUUUUCCAAAAUAAAAAAAGUCACACUUCAAAGUUUCACAAA
Messenger RNA from Quercus robur (English oak), 1543 nucleotides. Its product is annotated as 1-aminocyclopropane-1-carboxylate oxidase homolog 4-like. The transcript has 3 exons. The record is from RefSeq and is a predicted model, not a curated record. Lineage: Eukaryota; Viridiplantae; Streptophyta; Magnoliopsida; Fagales; Fagaceae. Bases 90 to 1184 code for a protein of 364 amino acids.